GGUGUUCCCCGUUCUCUGCGCUGGGGUUCCCCCUCUGUGCUGGGGUUCCCGCCCAAGUGUCCAAGUACAUCAGGAUCCUGACUGAGCCUCGCCCAAAGUGGUGUUUAUCGACGAGUCCCAGACGGCCGCCCAGGAUGCCUCGAGUCCAGACAGCGGGCCGGACGAGGCCGCGUCCCCCCAGCCGACCUCCCCGCCGUCCGCAAGCAUGCCCCCUUUCCAACCCGCGUCCCCGCCGACUCGCUUGCGUCUGAUGAUGAUCUCGUCUGUGCUUGACCCGCCUCCUCCGCUUGGGCCGCCGAAAUGGCCCCUCGAAGACGAAGACGAGGCGUGUCUCUUCCGCCACUUCGUCCAGAAGCUGGCCGUAUGGCUUGAUCUGUGCGAUCCAAAUCAUACCUUUGAGACUGUCGUGCCGCAGCGGGCACGGGACAGCCCGAUUCUGCUGAACGCCAUGUUUGCGUUGUCAGCGCGGCAUCUGAGCCAGACCUGCAACGACGACCGGAAAUGGCAUUACCACGAGCUCGCGGGCAGAUACAAUUAUGCCUGCAUCAAGAUGAUCAACAGCCUCUUGGGAGACGCCAGGUAUCAGUCUAGCUGGACCGAGCACCUCUUCGCUGCUGCGAUUAUCCUUCAGGUUAUGGAGGAAAUGAACGCUGCGCUGCCUGUUGAUACUGCCAACCAGGCGGCUGACCAGGGCCACCUCCCGGGUAUGUACCGCUUUGUGGAGACCGAGUUUCUCGAGCCCGGGACCCUUGGGGCUGCGUCAUUCUGGGUUGCCCUGCGGCAGGAGAUCUACAGUGCCGUCACCAAGAGACAGCCUGUGCGCUUGAACCUCGACCACCCCGAUCUGGUCGAUAGGUCACUUGAGCAGACGGACGAGUACACCUGGGCGAACCGGGCGAUAGUCCACUGCGCAGAUGUGCUGAACUUCUGCUUCAACCCCGAACGCCGCCCCUCCCUCCGCCGGUGGGAGGAGCUAUUCCGGUGGAACCAAGGUUGGUCCGAGAGGCAACCGCGGUCUUACCGCGAACCACUCUUCCGACAACACCGAGAUUCAGCUGUGUUUCCGGAGAUCUGGUAUCAUCGAAGUUGUCAAGUGAUCGGUGUCCAGCAUCAUCUCCUCGCCAAACUCUUCUUGUUGGACCAUCGCAUCCGGUCGGGCAGCCCUGUGACCGCCGGCGAGAGUGAUGAGGUCCAGGAAGUUAUCCGGAAGACCGUCCGGGAGAUAUGCGGUAUCGGCUAUGGGAAUCAGUGGACGCCCCCGGGGAUCUUUACGGCCUGCAUGGCCAUAUCAGCGUUCGGCGCCUAUUUUCGCAGUGUCGAGGACCAAGACGCAAUGCUCGCAAUCUUAGAACAAACCGAAAAGAAUCACGCCCGACCAACUGAGGGCGUAAUACUAGAUCUGCUUCAGAUCUGGGGACGCCAUGACUUGUUGGUGAGGAGGACGCGAGCCGCUCACUGGACUCAGAGGUGUGCUUGUUCAUUCAGACUGACUGGUGAAGACGGAGAGACAAGCCAGGAAGACAAGCGAUAAACAACAAAUGGGGAGCCAGGGUCCCGGGUAAUGGACGACUC
Messenger RNA from Thermothielavioides terrestris NRRL 8126, 1572 nucleotides. RefSeq lists its product as uncharacterized. Bases 206 to 1531 code for a protein of 441 amino acids. Gene Ontology annotation, biological process: positive regulation of transcription by RNA polymerase II. Gene Ontology annotation, cellular component: nucleus. NCBI's taxonomy places the organism in Eukaryota, Fungi, Ascomycota, Sordariomycetes, Sordariales, Chaetomiaceae. The transcript is spliced from 7 exons. The record is from RefSeq and is a predicted model, not a curated record. Gene Ontology annotation, molecular function: transcription cis-regulatory region binding; DNA-binding transcription factor activity.